Messenger RNA from Mercurialis annua (annual mercury), 1069 nucleotides. RefSeq lists its product as uncharacterized. Bases 1 to 1008 code for a protein of 335 amino acids. Lineage: Eukaryota; Viridiplantae; Streptophyta; Magnoliopsida; Malpighiales; Euphorbiaceae. The record is from RefSeq and is a predicted model, not a curated record. The transcript has 4 exons.
AUGAAACAUAAGACUUAUAUAACGUCAAAAGAACUAUCACAAGCAGCAACGACAAAAGCUAGACGACAUAAAACACCAGCAUGGACACCACCCCCGCCGCCGCCGCCGCCUUUAGCACGGUCACAACUAGAAUCAUCAAUGCCACCGCCGCCACAGCCAGUACUACAAGAAGCAUCAAUACAAUCACCACCACUACGGCGACGAUUAGAUACAUCAUUACACGUACCAACACGACCAGAAUCAUCAUCACGACAACGGCCACCACAAGUAUUAAUACCACCUGUGCCACCUAUACAAGACUCACUCACUUCGCCAAUAAACGGUGAUGAUCAUUUAGAGAAUCCACCUACACCACAGUCAUGUAGUACACCUAUUCCUAAUCAUUCUACUGGAUCCAACACGAACUACCGGCAUUCAUCGGACAUUUCUUACAUAUAUGUCGAGAAUAAAAAAUUUCUACCUGACGGUAAUUCUAUAGCUCGAAACAUUAGCUCCGUAUUUAGUGAGAAACAAGAUCCAACGGGAUAUACCUGGAGUGCUGUAAAUGCAGAUAUGAAAACAUUUUACUGGCAGGAUUUUGAGAGAAUAUACUCCUGGAAUCCUAGUGAUGCAAAGGUUAUUAAAGCCACAUGGAACAGAGUUGUAUCAACUCACUAUAACCAAACUCUUGCUAAGUGGAGAAGUUUGUGGAAAAGGAAGAAAAGCAUACCUGAAGGUGUUAAAGAAGAAAUUUGGAAUUCUUGGCUUAAAAAAUGGGAAUCAGAGGAUUGGAAAAAGAAAUCCGAGCAGGCUUCAAAAAAUAGAAAUUCAGAACCGUGUGGUCCCGGUACCGGUGUCGCUAAGCAUACAGGAGGAUCCAAAAGUGCGUUAGAGCACGCGAAAACGAUGGUAAUUGAAGGUGGUGUGAAUGAAUGGACAUUUUUUCGAAAGUUCCAUAUGAGGAAAGAUGGGGAAUUUGUUGAUAGCAAAUCUCGUAUUACUAAUGUAAGUAUAUAUUUUGAAUCAUAACUAUUAAAAAAGUUCACAUUAUGUAUUUAAUUUAUUGGUUUAAUGCAUAUGUAGGAUAAGA